Messenger RNA from Parascedosporium putredinis, 894 nucleotides. NCBI's taxonomy places the organism in Eukaryota, Fungi, Ascomycota, Sordariomycetes, Microascales, Microascaceae. The record is from the annotation of a GenBank genome assembly.
AUGACCUACCCCCACCUUUCCAACAACAAGACCAUCCGUAUCCUCGAUGCCGCCCGAGCUGGAGGUUAUGCUGUCCCCGCCCUUUGCACCUACAAUUUUGAAGGUGUUCUCGCCACCAUCCGUGCAGCCGAAGCCCAGCAGUCACCCGCCAUGGUGCUUUUCUUUCCCUGGGUGAUGGAGUAUUCCGGGGCGACGCUGAUACGCGCCGCUGCUGAUGCCUGCCGUAGCGCAAGCGUACCCGUGUCUCUGCACUUGGACCACUGCCAGACGCCCGAGCUGGUAAGACGCGCAGCCGACAUCGCCGGUGGCUUCGACAGCAUCAUGUGUGACAUGAGUCAUUAUGAGCGUGACGAAAGUCUAGCCCUCACGCGCGAGCUAACCGAAUACUGCCACGCGAGGGGCAUAACAACCGAAGCGGAGCCUGGGAGGAUUGAGGGCGGAGAGGACGGCGUAGCGGAGACCGUGGACUUGGAGGGCGUGUUAACUACGCCGGAGGAGGCACUUGAGUUUGUAGACCUAGGUAUCGAGCUUCUAGCACCAGCGUUCGGCAAUGUGCAUGGCGAGUAUGGUCCGAGGGGUAUCCAGCUUGAGUAUGAACGGCUGCGCUCUAUCAAGGAAGCUGUUGGGGACCGCGUCCAUCUUGUGUUGCACGGAGCCGAUCCAUUUGACGAGGAGAUCUUCGGGAUAUGUAUUGAGGCAGGAGUAACAAAGGUGAACAUCAACAGGGGUAUGAACGACCAGUACGUAAGGAUCCAGAAGGAAAUGGAGGGGAAGCCCUUGACUACAAUCAUCGAGAAGGCGACGGAUGCGAUGCAGGGAGCUGUUGAGAAAUACAUGAAGUGGCUGGGGAGCGCUGGAAAGGCGCAGACGCUUGAGGCUCUAUCCCAACUAUAG